AUGGCUCUUAAUGGUACUGCUUCUGUCACAGUGAGAUCAGCCGGUGGUGAUGGAGAUGCAUUGUGUGUCACUGAAGAGGAGCUAGCUGUUGAAGACGAGGACAUGCCAUCCUUCCCCUGCAUCCAGGAGGGCCAGCCUGGGCCCCACUGCAGCCGCUGCCAGAAGAACCUGUCCCUACACACAUCUGUGCGGAUUCUUUACCUCUUCCUGGCCCUUCUCCUAGUGGCCGUGGCUGUGCUGGCUUCGCUGGUCUUCAAAAAGGUGGACUCUCUCUCAGAAGACAUCUCCUUGGCCCAAUCCAUUUAUGACAAGAAGCUUGUGUCAAUGCAAGAGAACCUCCAGGGGCUGGAUCCAAAAGCCCUCAACAACUGCUCCUUCUGCCAUGAGGCUGGGCAGCUGGGCAAAGAAAUCAGAAAACUGCAGGAGGAGCUGGAGGGACUGCAGAAGAUGCUUCUGGCCCAGGAGGUCCAGCUGGACCAGACCUCACAGGCCCAGGAACUGCUGUCCAGCACCAGCAGUCAGAUCUCCCAGGAGAUGGGCAGCUGCUCCUUCUCCAUCCACCAGGUCAACCAGUCUCUGGGGCUCUUCCUGGCACAGGUGAGGGGCUGGCAGGCCACCACCAUGGGCCUGGACCUCUCUCUGAAGGACCUCACCCAGGACUGCUACGACGUUAAAGCCGCUGUGAACCAGAUCAACUUCACUGUGGGGCAGACCUCCGAGUGGAUCCAUGGCAUCCAGCGGAAGACAGAUGAGGAGACCCUGACGCUGCAGAAGAUCGUCACUGACUGGCAGAACUACACCCGGCUUUUUAGUGGCCUCCGUGCCACCUCAGCCAAGACCGGAGAGGUGGUUAAGAACAUCCAAGCCACACUGGGGGCCUCCUCACAGCGCAUCAGCCAGAAUUCCGAGAGUAUGCAUGACCUGGUUCUUCAGGUCAUGGGCUUGCAGCUGCAACUGGAUAACAUCUCCUCCUUCCUGGAUGACCAUGAGGAAAAUAUGCACGACCUCCAGUACCACACCCGCUACGCCCAAAACCGCACAAUAGAGAGGUUCGAGUCCCUGGAAGGCCGCAUGGCUUCUCAUGAGAUAGAAAUCGGCACCAUCUUCACCAACAUCAAUGCCACGGACAGCCAUGUGCACAGCAUGCUCAAGUACCUGGAUGACGUGCGGCUGUCCUGCACACUGGGCUUCCAUACCCACGCUGAGGAGCUUUACUACUUGAACAAGUCUGUCUCCCUCAUGCUGGGCACCACAGACCUGCUCCAGGAGCGCUUCAGCCUGCUCAGUGCCCGGCUAGACUUCAGUGUCCGCAACCUCUCCAUGAUUGUGGAAGAGAUGAAGGCCGUGGACACAAAGCAUGGAGAGAUCCUUCACAAUGUCACCAUCGUACGAGGUGCCCCCGGCCCUCCAGGAGCCAGAGGACUCAAAGGAGACAUAGGCACAAAAGGGCCUGCUGGCAGCAGAGGACCUAAAGGAGACCCCGGCAGCUUGGGCCCACCAGGCCCCCAGGGUCCCCAGGGGCAGCCAGGGGAGGCAGGAGCUGCAGGAGAGAGGGGACCCAUUGGUCCUCGGGGUUUUCCUGGCCUCAAGGGCUCCAAGGGCAGCUUCGGGACUGGAGGGCCAAGGGGACAGCCAGGUCCCAAAGGAGAUGUGGGGCCACCAGGACCAGAGGGACCCCCAGGUUCUCCAGGACCUUCAGGGCCUCAAGGAAAACCAGGAAUUGCAGGGAAGACAGGCUCACCAGGCCAGCGGGGCGCCAUGGGGCCGAAGGGUGAGCCAGGGAUCCAGGGUCCUCCCGGCCUUCCUGGGCCCCCUGGCCCUCCAGGUAGCCUGAGCCCCUACUAAGGAGGGC
Ochotona curzoniae (black-lipped pika) is the source of this 1852-nucleotide messenger RNA. RefSeq names its product scavenger receptor class A member 3 (gene SCARA3). The transcript is spliced from 5 exons. Lineage: Eukaryota; Metazoa; Chordata; Mammalia; Lagomorpha; Ochotonidae. The record is from RefSeq and is a predicted model, not a curated record. The coding region runs from base 1 to 1845 and encodes 614 amino acids.